Messenger RNA from Rangifer tarandus platyrhynchus (Svalbard reindeer), 2187 nucleotides. NCBI's taxonomy places the organism in Eukaryota, Metazoa, Chordata, Mammalia, Artiodactyla, Cervidae. The record is from the annotation of a GenBank genome assembly.
AUGCACAGAGAAGCUGUGAAGGAUGAAAACGACACCAAAGUGUGUAAGAAAGCUUCAAGGCAGAAACUGGUCUCAGCAGGAAACGUAACUGGCAUCAAGAGUCGGCUAAGAAACGCUAAAGAAAAGGCCCAACCCACGGAAGACCCAGCCAGGGUCAAAGAGCCCUUCCAAAAGCCCAACCAGACUGAGGAACCAGGGAAUGAUGUGAAAAUCGCUCCUGCACCCCACCAGUCUCUGCCAGCAAAACCAAUCACCAGGAGAACGACCAGACAGAGACGGCUCAGGUCACCACCAGGAAAAGUGGCCAUGGAAGAGCCCUCAGCAUCCAUAGGGCCCACACAGACACCCGGGGAUACACACACAGAGCCUGUAGGCAAAGGAAAAGACAUCAAGGUGUUGAAGGAAACUUCAGGGCAGAAACUCAGUCCUGCAGAGAGUGUAACAGGCAUCAGGAUUCGGCUAAGAACACUAAAGAAAAAGACCCAACCCCUGGAAGACUCAGCCAGUGUCAAAGAGCUCUUCCAAAACCCAGAUCAGGCCAAAGAAGCAGAGAGUGAUGUUACAAUAGCUCCAGGGCCCCGCCCAUCCCCACCAGCAGAACCAGUCACCAGACCAACAAGCAGAAAGAGGCGGCCCAAGUCAUCACCAGAGAAAGUGGACAAAGAAGAGCCCACACCAACACCAGGGGAAAGCAGGUGGGGCCAGCCUGUAGGUGAUGAAAAAGACAGCAGAGUGCGGAAGGAAAAUCCAAGGCAGAAACUCAAUCCUGCAGAAAAUGUAACUGGAGUCCGGAGUCGGCUAAGAACACUGAGGGAAAAGACCCAACCCCUGGAAGACCCGGCCAGUGUCAAAGAGCUCUUCCAAGACCCAGAUCAGGCCAAAGAACCAGAGGGUGAUGUUACAACCAUUCCAGUGCCCCGCCAGUCUCCACCAGCAAAACCCGUCACCAGACCAACAAGCAGAAAGAGGCAGCUUAAGUCGUUGCCAGAGAAAGUGGAUGUAGAAAGGCCCUCAGCGCUUAGAGAUCCCACACGAACACCGCGGGAAACCACACACAGUGAGCCUGUACUUGAUGAAAAAGACAACAGAGUAUUGAAGGAAGAUUCAAAGCAGAAACUCAAUCCAGCAGAAAAUGUAACCGGGGUCAGGAGCCGGCUAAGAACCCUGAAGGAAGAGACCCAACCCCUGGAAGACCCGGCCGGUGUCAAAGAGCUCUUCCAAAGGCGAGAUGGGGCCCAGGAGCCAGUGAGUGAUGUUACGACGGCUCCAGCACCCCGCCAGUCUCCGCCAGCACAGCCAGUCACCAGGAGAACAGGCAGACAGAGACAGCUCGGGUCACCACCAGGAAAAGCGGCUGUAGACGAACGCUCAGCGCUCUGCAGGCCCGCACAGACUCCAGGGGAAGCCACGCACGCAGAACCUGUGGGCGACGAGAACAAGAUCAGGACGGCCAAGGAAACGUCAAGGAGGGGCCCAGACUCGGCAGAAGACGGCACUGGCGCCAGGGGUCGGCGAAAAGCAUUUAAGGAGAAGACUGUGGAAGACGCGGCCCGUCUCCAGGAUCCCUUCCAAAAGCCCGAUCAGGCCGAGGAACUGGAAAGCAAUGCUACUGCCAUCAAGAGAGCCCCAAAGCAAACAGCGGACAGAAGACCUGUCGAAACAUCCCGAAGAGUCCUCAGGGCCCGUAAAGUAAGGUUCACAGAAGAUCUUGUGGGCAGCAGAGACCCGGCCAAACUCCCAGGUGAAAGCUGCGUUUCCCCGUCCCCCGAGAGGGACCAGGGAGAAGACGGGAGGGUCACAGGCAGGAAAAGGCUGUGCCCCGUGACAGCUGCCCAGGACCCCGAGGACGAGAGGCCACUCCAGAAGAAGCAGAGGACAACCCCCAGGGAGACACGGGGGCCCCCCUCACCCUCGAGAGUGAAGAAGAGAAGCCUGCGGACUUUGGCACAAAGGACUGAGCCUGUGGGAAACCUGCCGGACGAUGACCUGAAAACUAAAGCUACGGAUCCACGAGGAGAAGUCGCACAGGCUCCGAAUAAGGGAGUGUCCCUGCGUUCCAGGCGUCCUGCUAAAACUUGUGUAGAGGAGCAAAGACCUGAGGUUCUUAUAUCAGCAGAAAAGGAAAGUGACAACGUAUGUGUCAAGAAAAUAAGAACCAGAAGUCGUCGAGACCCUGAAGAUAUGUAG